GGGGACCCGUGUCGGUGUACGGUUUAUACAUGGUCGCUGCGCCGAAAAUUUCGACUGCCGACUCGCGCCCGUAAAUAUAUGUGUGAAAGUGCUGUCAGACGUGAACGGGACAGUGUGAUUCGGGGUACGUCAGACGCGCAGUAACGAUACACGUCGAGUGAAUGGAAUUGGAUACCGUAAAUGCGUACAGUGCCGUCAGGAUGGAGCAGGGAUUGUCUGGGGAUACGUGGGACUGCCUGUUCGGCAGUGACAGCAUCUCCGACGCCUUCCAGGGUCGACCAGAAAUGUUACACAUGGGCAUUCGGCGUUGCGAUAACACGAGCCACAUCGGCUGGUUUGGUCCAGGCCUUGGCUUCGAUUUCGACGACGUCUUGACGGAACCCGACGAAGAUCCGCUCUGCUUGAAUGACAAAAGCCGCAGUUCGAACAGCAACCUGGAGGAAUUGAAUCUGGACAGCGACAGCGAACUGGCUCUGACAUUGGAUCCGAAUUUAAUACUGCCGCGUAAAAUGCCUAUCCGCAGCCCCGCGACGAACAGCGACGUGGCGAUGCUAGAGACAGCGAGCGUGGAGGAGAACGCCGCCGAAAAUGAGGGUGACGAGACGGAGAACGAGAGUGAGGUCGAGCGAACCGAAAACGAUGAGGAAAAUGAAAGCGAGGAGGAGGAGGAAAUCGAAAACGAGGAGAACGAGCACAACGAGACAGAGGAGUACGAGUCAGAGGAGGAGGAAACGGAGGAGGAAGAGGAGGAGGAGGACGAGGAGACGGAGGACGAUGAGCAGGACACGACCGCUCAACAGCCGCUCACACCCCUGAGCGUGGAGGCGCCGACGUCGAUAUCGUCGUCGUCGGCCAGCGUCGGUGCCAGGACGUUAACCGCCGCCAUCGCCGCCUCCUCGCCGACGAUACAGCUGACGAGGUUGCACCACCCCAAAAUAAGUGCCAUUUCCGGCACAGUCAAGGUCCAGGACAUCAAAAUGCUGACGGCCAAUCCGAGCGGCCAGGCGUUGCAGCAGAUCCGCAAGCAGAUGUCCUACAACAACAACGUGCACGACAUCAGCACGGGCGCGACGACGACGACGGUGAUGAUACAGGCGGCAAAGCGCGAGAAGGAGCUAACGACGGGGAGCCGUGACAAUUCGUAUCCGAAACCCGCGUACUCGUACUCGUGCCUCAUCGCGAUGGCACUGAAGAACAGCCGAACGGGAUCGCUGCCCGUAUCCGAAAUCUACAACUUCAUGUGCCGGCACUUUCCCUACUUCACGACCGCGCCGACUGGUUGGAAGAACUCCGUGAGGCACAAUCUUUCACUGAAUAAGUGCUUCGAGAAGAUCGAGAAGCCGCCAGGCAAUGGUAGUCAGCGAAAGGGUUGCCUCUGGGCCAUCCAUCCGUCGAAGGUGGCCAAGAUGGACGAGGAGGUGCGAAAAUGGUCGCGGAAGGACCCGUCGGCGAUCAAGCGGGCGAUGGUGAAUCCGGAUCAGCUAGAGCUCCUCGAGCGGGGCGAGAUGAAGUACGAGGGGGAGAGACACGACGAGGCGUACGAGGAUGCAGAGAGUGACGCGGACUCUGAGACCGGUGGAUCCGCGGUGGACGAGGUCAACGACGACGAGAACGUCACGUAUGACGAGGCCAAGAUCGACAUCGUCGACGACGACAUCGUCGUGGAGCAGCUCUACGAGGAUCUCGAUCUCAUGAACGCCGAGUUAUUGGACACGCGGCUAAACGACUUUACCAGGCAGGAGCAGCCGCUGGCUGUGUACGAAUUCGUUUCGUGCGCGAAGCGCCAGAAGACGCUGUCGGGCUCGCCGAUACAUAACGAUUACGUUUAUCAGCAGGUGGACGCGACGUCGUCACCCCGGAAGAAGGCGCACCUUGUCGCGCUACGGCCGGGAGGUACCGCUCCGGGCGCCGCUUCGCUUCUCGAGGCGGAGUAAAUCCUUGGGACAUUUAUAUACGAUCUCCUAUAUUUAAAUAUACACACAUAUAUAUAUAUACACACGCGGCCAAGUACACACCUCCUCCCCUUUUUUAUUACCAGAACAAUUGUAAAUAAUUGCGUCCUGUAACUUUUUUUACAGCCUGGAAUUUUGUAAAUACCUGUGUUUUAUACGACAAUGUACCUUUUUUAUACAACGCUUGUACAUAACUGUAAUUUUAAUGUGUACAAAUCUCUUGUACAUAUACAAUGUACAAAGGCUAUCGUUCUUUUUUUUUUUUUUUAAACCGUAAUGUGGGACCAGCCCGUAGGCGCGCGCGUAAAAAAGUUUUCAGAUACGAAUGAUUAUACCUAACAUUUCUCCAUGCAUGUUUACGCAUCUCUUUACGAAAAAAUAGCCGUGAGCGGGAAAAAUUCCGAAACCGACUGUAUAUCUGAGGAUAGGGAGCGCCUGGUGCUCAUCCGGCAGCGACUGUUGUAUACACUAAAUUAGCGCUCGCCUAACGCGUCUAACGGCGCCACUACAAUUUUAUAAUAAACAUUUUUUAACGAUCAUUGAUCUCCCAAUUUUUUUUUAUUUGCAACUCUCGAAUAAGACGGAACGCAUAUAGGAAUUAUAUACGCGCCAGCUUCCACGUGUACCGUCCGCGAUAGAGAAAUAUAAAUUGAAACACGAAAGCUCACGAAUCGUCACUGCCAAGAACGGUCAAAGAUAAAAAUACGAACGUAGCGGAUUAACGUGUAGAUUACAGUAAUGAUACGACACGCGAUCUCAUGCCGAUCUUUCGAGGACUGAGUAACUCCUCAUUCAGUGCUACUCCUUCAUGCGUGAUUAUUAUGUAAAAUUUUUUUGAGAAUCUCGUUUUUUAUGAAAUCGUCAUAUUUAGCUAUGAUUUUUAUGUAUUAUAUACAUAUAUCGACUGAUAUUGCUAAUUAACAGUAGGAAAUCUCUAAUUUAUUCUAAUUUUAAUUGGUAUUGUCAAUUUUUUAUGUCAAUCAACAAUUGUAAGAUUCCAAAUUUACACAGGAGAAAAGUUCGAUUUCUAGAAUAUGGAUGAAGUUUCGAUGCCGACAUUUUUUUUUCGUGUAUUUCCAAAUUUGCAAAAUUUUGGAAAAGUUCAAAUGCGUGAAUUUGUCGUAGAUCUCAAAAAAACUCCCGCACAAAUCUUAGGAAAUCUAGGAAAUCAAAUUUCGGUUAAGAUGAAUAUUUUAGAUAUGUUUCAGUUUUUUUCACGCUAAUAAAAACCGUCAAUGGUUGCAAUUCGCAAAAAUGAAGUUUUUUUUUUAAAUUACCACAUCCAAAUUCUAAAUAGAAUUAUUCUUAACAUUGUUUUAAUACGAAAAUUUAAUUUUAUAAAAAUAAUAACAUACAUAAUAAUACUAAAGAUAUAUUAAAUAAUAUAAUAUGUUAUACAACAAAUAAAAUUUCAUCUAAUUCAGCCGAAAUUGAUAUUUCAAUUUUCAUAAGGUUUAUGCGAGAUUUUUUCGUUGAGAUUUCAUCCUCUAUUAAAACACGGAUAAAGUUUCAACAACAAAUUCUUUUUCUUUUAUAAUUUUUCCAUGUCACAAAUUUCAAUAAAUUUCGUGGAUGAAUUUGUCGUAUAUUUCAAGGAUUUGCGUCGUCGAGAUUUCAUCCGGUUAUGACACGACGUACUUGUACAUUGUAUUUAUAUACCGUUCGCUGCGUUCGAACGCAAUUUCAUUCCACGCGAGCAAGACCAAGCUCUAACGCUUACAAGGCAUUUAGGUAAUCAAUAAACAAAUAGGUGAUUGUGAGUGUGAACGGGAGAGAAAGAGAGAAGUCGUGCGAGAGAGUGGGUAGCGUAAGAUAGCGAUUAAAUUAAAUAAGGUAGCGUAGUUUUUGUACCUGUUUGUAAUAUUUCUAUAUAACGUUAAUGAGUGUGUAACUUUCGUGUAAAUGCACGAAAUUAAUGCGUAUAAAAAAAUGUAUAAUGUGCAAUGACUGCAAUUUUGUAAUAAAAUACUGAUAAGCGUAUUUCGCGUCUUCGUAGUUCGCUGCCUGACAGUGAGCCCAAUUAACGUCCAUCAGUAAAAAAAAAACCCUCAUUUUCAUCGUUUUUUUUUUU
Messenger RNA from Wasmannia auropunctata (little fire ant), 4023 nucleotides. RefSeq lists its product as uncharacterized. The transcript has 4 exons. Bases 162 to 1934 code for a protein of 590 amino acids. Gene Ontology annotation, molecular function: DNA-binding transcription factor activity, RNA polymerase II-specific; transcription cis-regulatory region binding. Gene Ontology annotation, biological process: regulation of transcription by RNA polymerase II. Lineage: Eukaryota; Metazoa; Arthropoda; Insecta; Hymenoptera; Formicidae. The record is from RefSeq and is a predicted model, not a curated record.